Molecule: messenger RNA, 823 nt
Organism: Chironomus riparius
Lineage: Eukaryota; Metazoa; Arthropoda; Insecta; Diptera; Chironomidae
Source: the annotation of a GenBank genome assembly
AGUCUUGAUUUAAUUUUUGACAGUCGGCAUGAAGCUUCAAGUUGUAUUGAUCUUUUGUAUGGCAAUAAGUGCCACAUUCGCACGGGAUAUUUCAAGAAGAAUUGUUAAUGGUGAGAAUGCUGACAUUGCUGAUUUUCCACACGCUUUGGCAUUAUUCGAUAGUGGACGAUUUUUCUGUGGUGCUUCUGUGAUUUCAAGAUACUGGGCAUUGACUGCAGCUCAUUGUUUGGACAGAAACACAGCACCAAGUCUCAUCAACCUCUACGGAAAUUCAACAAAUAGACUUACAGGCGGAAUUCUAUUCUUCGUUCAACGAUACGUUAAUCAUCCACAAUAUCGUACCAUAAGAUUGAGCACAGGCCAAGUAAUUUGGGAUUAUGAUGUCAGCGUGAUUGAAGUUGAUCAUGCCAAUCCUUUAGAUGCUCUUUUCGUACGUCCUACAAUUUUACCAGCAUCAUGCUCAUCUGCUUGUUGCGGAGCAUGUGAAGGCACAGUCAUAACACUCGCUGGCUGGGGUCGCACAGAACUUGGAAUACUUCCAGUUAAUCUACAAAUGUUGAAUCAAACAAUUGUAAAUCAUACAGGUUGUGGUCCAUUCUGGGAAAAUGAGAUUACAGACAGGAUGUUCUGUGUUACUGCUGAUUUUUAUGAUAGCUGUGAUGGCGAUAGUGGAUCUGGAAUUUUAUUGACUGAUCGUGUUAGUCAAAUUGGAUAUGUCAGCUUUGGAUCAAUCCGAUGUGGCGAUAACUCAGCCCCAGCCGUUUACGGAAGAUUGGAACAUCCUUCAAUUCGUGAAUUUGUUAGAUCAACAACUGGCUUGUAA